This is a messenger RNA of Melospiza melodia melodia, 1922 nucleotides long. RefSeq names its product potassium inwardly rectifying channel subfamily J member 11 (gene KCNJ11). The transcript has a single exon. The record is from RefSeq and is a predicted model, not a curated record. Gene Ontology annotation, cellular component: plasma membrane. Gene Ontology annotation, biological process: potassium ion import across plasma membrane; regulation of monoatomic ion transmembrane transport. The coding region runs from base 46 to 1248 and encodes 400 amino acids. Gene Ontology annotation, molecular function: ATP-activated inward rectifier potassium channel activity. Lineage: Eukaryota; Metazoa; Chordata; Aves; Passeriformes; Passerellidae.
CCCCCGGCUGGCGGGGCGGUGCGCGGCGGCGGUGGCGGCGGAGCCAUGCUCUCGAGGAAGGGCAUCAUCCCCGAGGAGUACGUGCUGACCCGGCUGGCCGAGGAUGUGCCCGAUCACGCCCGGUACCGCGCUCGGGAGAGGCGGGCGCGCUUCGUGGGCAAGAACGGCGCCUGCAAUGUGGCCCACAAGAACAUCCGCGAGCAGGGGCGCUUCCUGCAGGACGUCUUCACCACCCUGGUGGACCUCAAGUGGCCGCACACGCUGCUCAUCUUCACCAUGUCCUUCCUGUGCAGCUGGCUGCUCUUCGGCAUGGUCUGGUGGCUCAUCGCCUUCGCGCACGGGGACCUGGACCACAGCACCCGGCUGCAGCGGGACCCCGCCGAGGGGACGGCGGGCUCUGCGGCCGCCUUCGUGCCCUGCGUGACCAGCAUCCACUCCUUCACCUCCGCCUUCCUCUUCUCCAUCGAGGUGCAGGUGACCAUCGGCUUCGGGGGGCGCAUGGUGACGGAGGAGUGCCCGGCCGCCAUCCUGGUGCUGAUCGUGCAGAACAUCGUGGGGCUGGUGAUCAACGCCAUCAUGCUGGGCUGCAUCUUCAUGAAGACGUCGCAGGCGCACCGGCGGGCCGAGACCCUCAUCUUCAGCAAGCACGCGGUGAUCGCGCUGCGGGAGGGCCGGCUCUGCUUCAUGCUGAGGGUGGGCGACCUCCGCAAGAGCAUGAUCAUCAGUGCCACCAUCCGCAUGCAGGUGGUGAAGAAGACGGCCAGCCUGGAGGGCGAGGUGGUGCCCCUCAACCAGAUCGACAUCCAGAUGGAGAACCCCGUGGGGGGCAACAGCAUCUUCCUGGUGUCCCCGCUCAUCAUCUACCACGUGAUAGACAAGAACAGCCCCCUCUACGACAUCUCCCCCAUGAACCUGCACCACCACGAGGACCUGGAGAUCAUCGUCAUCCUGGAAGGGGUGGUGGAGACCACCGGCAUCACUACGCAGGCCAGAACCUCCUACCUGGCGGACGAGAUCCUCUGGGGCCAAAGGUUUGUGCCCAUCGUGGCGGAGGAGGACGGGCGGUACUCGGUGGACUACUCCAAAUUCGGCAACACGGUGAAAGUGCCCACGCCGUCGUGCACUGCCCGGCAGCUGGAGGAGGACAAGAGCAUCAUGGACACCAUGCCGCUGUCCCCCAAGGGCACCAUCAGGAAAAGGUCUGUCAAGCUAAAGCCCAAGUUUACCAUAAGCGAGGAGCCUUCCUGAUGCCUUCUGACUGGGAAACUCUGUUAGGGCUUUGUGUCUGAAUGAUCUCAUGAACUCAAAACACUGAGGUGGCCUCUUACUUUUUUUUAAAAUUCAGGUUGGUAGCACAAGGUAUGUUCUGGUGUUAUUUAUUGUGGGGAAAUCUAAAGCUAAUUAUAUUUUUUUAAAGGUGUGAGAGAUUUCAAGCAGGACUGGGAGUAGGGAAAAUCAUGGUCUGCAGCUUUAAAUUUCAAUUCAGACUAUUUAAUCGCACGAUCAUUUUGCCUUGAUUCAACUGCAGGUAAUGACACAUUUUCUCAAAAAAUAAAUGUAUAUUUAUCCUCAGAGAUUGCAGGUUUUUUAGGGUCUUGCAGUGUUUGCAAGUCAGUAGUUUUUAACUGGUUUUUUUUUUUUCCUAACUUGAACAAUCAAUAUAGCAAAAUAAAAUAUUAAUAAUUAAUAAAGUAGGCUGGAUUUAAAUGAUAAAAAAAGGGUCAGGCAAUAGCACAAGACCAGAUCUGGAAGUGUCUCUAUAUUAUACUGUAUGUCUCAAAGAAAUUAACUGCUGAAUUUGCAUCAUCCAUAUUGUGUUGUAUGGAGCCACUCCUACCACAUGCAGUAUGAAAUGUAUUUGAAUAUUUACUUUUGUUUAUUUUAAAAGCCUUUACACUUCCAAAAUAAAACAUUCAGGAAUA